Molecule: messenger RNA, 6105 nt
Organism: Coregonus clupeaformis (lake whitefish)
Lineage: Eukaryota; Metazoa; Chordata; Actinopteri; Salmoniformes; Salmonidae
Product: integrin alpha-1
Exons: 30
Coding region: 227-3793 (1188 amino acids)
Biological process (GO): cell-matrix adhesion; cell-cell adhesion; cell adhesion mediated by integrin
Cellular component (GO): external side of plasma membrane; integrin complex
Molecular function (GO): integrin binding
Source: RefSeq, a predicted model, not a curated record
AAUAAAUGCCACAGUCUUUAAGUGACACUUACAGGGCUCCUCUUGUACGAUUAAAAUACUUCAAACGCAGAUGCUAGCAUACAGGAAAUGCCAGGCUAAUUCUCAGAGUAGUUCAAUCACCCCCUCACGCCCCUAGAGAGUUCUGUCUUCAGUUGAACAUUGCGCGUCAGACGGGAAGGGUCGGAGAAUACGAGCUCCAGCCGCGGUGGAGACUAAUUAUUCCAAGAUGCUCGGGCAAAUGCAAUAUUUGAAAUUAACGACAGCACUCGUGUUGCUACCGUGUGUGUUGUCGUUUAAUGUGGAUGACAAGAAUGGGCUGACGUUCAGUGGUCCGCUGGAGGACAUGUUUGGAUACUCUGUCCAGCAGUUUGAGAACAGUGAGGGGAAGUGGGUGCUGAUUGGUUCUCCCCUGGCCGGCCAGCCAGCCAAACGGACUGGAGAUGUCUACAAAUGCCCUGUGGGUCGAGGACCAAACCCUAAAUGUAUCAAACUGGAGCUGCCUGAAAACACAACAAUUCCUAACUUGCAUGAAGUCAAGGAAAACAUGACCAUGGGAACGACGUUGGUUACCAACCCUCAAGGAGGCUUUCUGGCCUGUGGUCCCCAGUACGGCUACAUGUGUGGUCAGCAGACGUACAUCUCUGGGGUCUGUACCAACGUCAGCUCAACCUUCCAGGUGCUCAACUCCAUCGCCCCGGCUGUGCAAGAGUGUGCCAAAGAGCUUGACAUUGUCAUGGUUCUUGACGGCUCCAACAGUAUCUGGCCCUGGACCAGCAUCAUUGAAUUCCUGGUCAAAUUUCUGAAGAAUAUCGAAAUUGGAGCUAAACUGUCCCAGGUGGGCAUUGUGUCGUAUGGAGAGGACGUCAUUCACAAUGUCAACCUCAGCCAGUUUGAUACCACUCAAUCCCUCCUGGCCAAAGUGGCAAAACUUCCCCAGCAAACAGGUUUCAAGACUAUGACCGCCCUGGGAAUUGACACUGCAAGGAAAGAGGCCUUCACUGUGGAGCGAGGGGCGCGGCCAGGGGUCAAGAAGGUCAUGAUAAUCGUGACGGAUGGAGAGUCACAUGACUUUUAUAACCUCGACAAGGUUGUCGAAGAAUGUGCGGAGGACGAUAUCGAGAGGUUCGGUAUCGCUGUGCUUGGUGAUUACAACAGGAACAACAGAAGCAUCAAGGAGGUGAAGAAGUUCAUCGAGGAGAUCCAAUCGAUCUCCAGUGAUCCUGUGGGAGAUCACUUCUUCAACGUGUCGGAUGAGUUUGCCUUGCUGAACAUCGUAGAUGCCCUGGGGAGCAGGAUCUUUGCCUUGGAGGCAACGUCAGGUAACUACACCUCGUCCUUUGAGAUGGAGAUGUCCCAGGCUGGAUUUAGUGCCCACACCUCUGAAGAGGGUGUGAUGCUGGGUGCUGUGGGGGCGUAUGAGUGGAACGGGACAGUGGUGAUGCAUACCGACCAGGGUACCGUUGUUCCCCUAAACGCAGACUUCCAAGACCCCCUGGAUGAGAGGAAGGAGAGCCUGGCGGGGUAUGUGGGUUAUGCCGUACAGUCAGCAUCAACUCCUAACGGUGUGUUAUACAUCACGGGAGCACCGCGAUACAACCACACAGGCAGAGUCAUUGUGUACAAACUGGAUGGGAAACACACCACAGUCACACAAGUACUGAAAGGAGAGCAGAUUGGCUCCUACUUUGGCAGUGUGCUCCAGACGGUGGAUGUUGACCAGGACUCCUACACAGACAUCCUUCUGGUGGGAGCUCCUAUGUUCAUGGGCCCCGAGAGGAACGAACAGGGACAGGUGUACGUCUACAAACUCAAUGAGAAGGGCCUAUUUGAGCACCAGACCACGCUGAAGCCAGACAACCAGAUGUGUUGUACCUCGGCCCACUCCCACGGCUGCACCAUCGUCAACACCAACGACCCGUGUGGCGCCCGCUUCGGCACCGCCAUCGCAGAAGUCAGUGACCUGGACCUGGAUGGGAACCGGGACGUGGCCAUCGGGGCGCCGCUGGAGAACGACCACAAAGGGGCCGUCUACAUCUACCAUGGAGCCAAGAAGACCAUCAAGGAAAAAUAUGUGCAGCGUAUCCCAGGCCCUGGAGAUGGGGUGAAGACUAAGUUCUUUGGCCAGUCGAUCCAUGGAGUCAUGGAUCUGAACGGAGACGGAAUUAUAGACAUUACCAUCGGAGGGCUGGGAGGGGCUUCUCUGUUCUGGUCCAAGGAUGUUGCUGAGCUUUAUGCCAACAUGACCUUUGACCCAAGCAAGAUCAACCUACAGCAGCCCACUAAAGACUGUGUGCUGGGUGGGAGAGACACCGUGUGUGUGAAGACCAGUGUCUGCUUUAGCUACAGCGUCAAGUCUGAGAAGGACCACACUAACUUGGGCACAGCCAUUAAGUACAACCUGACUCUGGACUCUCUGAGGGCGAAGUCGAGGGCAGCGUUUGUCAACUCUGAUGAGAAGAGUGAGAGGAAGGUCCAGGCCAUCGUCAACAUCAUAGACACUCUGUGUCUGGAGCAUUCCUUUGCCAUGAAGGCUAAACUGGACUUCAGAGACCCCAUCAUGGUCUCCCUAGAGUUUGGUCUGGCUGAGGACACAGGCCCUGUCCUGGAUGGAGACUUACCAACGUCACUCAACAAAACGAUUCCUUUGGUGGACUGUGGGAGCGAUGACAAGUGCAUAGCUGACCUAUCCCUGAAGGCUGUGCCAAGUAUACAAAGUCUUGUGAUCAAAGCCAACAAGGAAAAGUUCCAUGUGCUCAUUACCACUAGAAACAGUCAAGACAAUGCCUACAACACCAAAGUCAUGCUCAGCUUUACUGAAAACAUCAACUACGUCAAAGUCGAGCCCAAAGACAAAGACUGCAGUCUGAAUAAUACCAAAGUUGAGUGUGCUGUAGGAUAUCCAUUCCUCAAAAGCAAUGUAGAGGAGGUGUUUAAGAUCCUGUUUGAAGUCAACCCUGCCCACGUCUGGAAAGAAAUUCAGAUCAACGUAACUGCAACCAGUGACAGUGAGGAAUUGAAGACCACCCUCCAUGACAACUCUGUGAGAAUCUCCAUCCCUGUGAAGUACGAGGCUGGACUCAGAUUCACUGCUGACAGGCAUAUGAAGGAGGACCACAUCAUAGUGAAAGAGGGAGAGCAGUACCCCAGCGUCUUCAACCACACCAGUGUGAUAGGAGAAGAGGUCAAGAUCAGCUAUACGGUUAAAAAGGAUGUGGAUAUGGAGACUCCUCCUCUGAAGCUGAGGGUGACGUACCCGUACCUAUCACCUAGAGAGAACGUCCUGCUUUAUCUGACACAUGUCACCUCCUCACAGGAUGUGAAAUGUAAUGUCAGGGACCUGAUUAACCCUUUAAAGAUCAACCACAACAACAUGCACACCAUCAAUCCUAAAAAAGAGACCCUCAGUGUCUUCCUGGUGGGCUGUAAGGACCACCCGUGUAAGUCUUUUGACUGCUCCAUCCCUCAAGUCAACAACAGUCAGGUCAAUGUUACCUUCAGGGUGUGGAAACCCACCUUUAUCAAAGCAGAGUUCCCCAGCCUUCAUAUGAUUGUUCAUGCCACUCUGGAGAACCUGAACACUGAUCUCUUUGUGUUGAGUACCCCCAAUUACGCAAGAGAUGUGAAGAUCCAGGUCUCUAAAGAGGCGUUGGGAGGUAUACCACUGUGGAUCAUUAUAGUCAGCAUCCUAAUAGGACUGCUCAUUCUGGCACUGGUCAUCUUCACUCUAUGGAGGGCUGGGUUUUUCAAGAGAAGAUCCAUAGAGGACAUGGAGAAUGACGACAUGAAGGACUGAUCCUUCCACCACCCUACAGAUCUGUCUGUCUUCAGGUCUGUCUUCAGGUCAGUCAGAAGAGAUACCAUAGGAAAUACCCCAUCAACCAAUUCACCUGAAUGCCAUCAGGUCAGAAGAAAAGCCUGUCUAUUUAUGGCUCUGCAACAACCAUUCACCUGAAUGUGAUGUGGCACAUCUACCAGCCUUAAAAACAUGAUCUGGUUCAGUGGAUAGAGAGGCCUGGGGAAAUAUUGAACUUGUACAGUACACUUUGGUCUUCCAUCUAUCCAACUUGGGUACCAAGACCUGGACCUAAAAGACCUAAGCUAGAAGGGAAAUCAGAAGACCUGAAGGAUAAUGGCACCCUGACCCAGACCUGAUCAAAUGCAGCCACAUCAGCUUUAUACAACAGGACAAAACGUUCUCAGGUUCACUUAUAGCGUCAACAUCCCAACGACACUAAAAACACCUCAGAUUACAGUAUGGCAUUACACCAAAAUGGUCCAAAUGUCCAAGACAAUCUGCGAUGGAUUAGAGUCCUGUGUUAUAGUUUGUUAGAUAUUUUUAACGAAUAUAUUGUAAAUGUAUACCAUGUGCUGCAUUUAUGUGUUAUUACCUAUAUUUUGAGACAUUCCUCAUCUUCUAAGCAUGAUGUUUGCUUUUUGAGACACUGAUAUGAGACACUGAUAUUUUCACAUGAGUGUUUUUCCAGUCUUACGAGUGCAAUCUGUAAAUUGGAUUAUUAUUUGUUUUAACAAGAGUGUUUCCCUGAAUAUUGAAGGGGUCUAUGCAAGUGUACCCUCCCCAAAUAUAUAUUCAGUAUAAAAGAAGAGGAGGAACAGAUGCAUUUAACUAUUGACAUAAAUACAAUGUUUAUUUAAAAAAUAUAUUUCCUCAUCUAGUUUUUGUUUCAUCUUGUUACCACAUGGGGGCAGAGAACUUACAGAUUGUUCCUUUACAGUAUUAGGAAAACCUUUGAUUAUACUGUACAUGUAAUGUAAAGUUUGUACAUAAAGUUAUGUUUGCAAUAAUUCCUCUAAUUUAAGAUCAAAUUGAGUCCAGCAUGUAUCACCAAGGCCCUAUAUGUCAGUAAUAGAGAGAAAAUAAGUCAUUUGCUCCAACAUUUCUCAGGUAUUACAUAUGAUAGUAUGGCGAGAGUAUGGCGAGAGUAUGGUGAUAGUAUUCCCACGGGGGGCCAGUAUGAAAAAUGUAUGCACUCACUAACUGUAAGUCGCUCUGGAUAAGAGCGUCUGCUAAAUGACUAAAAUGUAAAUGUGAUAGUAUGGUAAUAGUAUGGUGAUAGAAUAGUGAUAGUAUGGUGAUAGGAUAGUGAUAGUGUAGUGAUAGUAUGGUGAUAGUAUGUUAAUAGGAUGGUGAUAGUAUGGUGAUAGUAUGUUAAUAGUAUGGUGAUAGUAUGAUGAUAGUAUGGCAAUAGUAUGAAUUAGAUAAAACAAACAAACUUAGUAUUUUAAAAGAAAAUAUAAUUAAAAAGAAAAUAUGUAAAUAUUGGUCUUAUAUCUUGAUCAAAAUGUAAAUGUUUGAUAAAUGUGUAUUGGAACUAGAUGCAUUUUGUAUCUAUUCACUAAGAUGUUUAUUUUUUUUUUACUCAUCUUUCUUUCUGUUCUGUCUUUUGAUUUGGGGGAGUGAUUUCGUGAGGUAGCCUACGGUCACAUACAGUAAUCCAAAAAGUAUUUCAGCUGAGUGUAACUUGAUUCCUGAUGUUCGAACCUGUCAGUAUCACAAAACAAAGAGAUGUUUGUCUCAGAGAAGGUCAAACUCUGGAAACUAGGCUGUUGAAAGUCACAUACGGGGGGAUUUUGGUUUGCAAUGCAUAUCAACACCAGGUUAUACCAAAGCCCUGUAGUCUCUGUUAUGGCCGGAGCAGUAGAGGUUUAAAAGUAGAAAUGUUCCCUCUUUUAUUUAUGCACCAUCUCUGUUUUCUCUCCGCCCUAAAUUCCUCUGCAUUAUUUGUUGUUUACAUAUUUUGCACAGGCAGUCCGGUGUAACCCUUGACAUUUGAUUGUGUAUAUAAGAGACACUCAUCAGCUCACCCAUUACUGUUGAAAGCACAUGUAAUAAAUGAAUAUAUAUCUGUAAAAUGUGUAAGAUAAUCUUAACACAGGGAGGGAGGGACUGCAUCAGACUGAUGGGAGGGACUGCAUCAGACUGAUGUACUCCAGUCAUACACACUGCUGUGAACUUUCCAUUUAAUGCACUGGUUUGUCAUACUGUAUGUACUCUGAUCAGCACAGAUUUGAAAGCAUUUUGAAAGCAUUGCACAUGCUGUCAAGGAUCUUAUGCCAAAAAAUAAUAAAGAAUUGUUUUUUAAUUAA